AUGUCUGUUCCAUUUGGUGUUGAUUUAGGUAACUAUAGUACGGUUAUUGCUUGUGCUAAGAACAGAGGUAUUGACAUUGUGGUCAAUGAAGUCUCAAAUAGGUCAACUCCUUCUCUAGUUGGGUUUGGUCCCAAGUCGAGGUAUCUUGGAGAAUCGGCAAAAAAUCAACAAACCUCGAAUAUCAAGAACACCGUUGAGAAUUUGAAGAGGAUCGUUGGGUUGCCACAUAACCAUCCAGAUUACCAGAUUGAAGAAAAAUACUUUACUGUUCCUUUAGUGAAAAGUAAGCAAAGUCACGGAGGCGUUGGUGCAAAAGUCAAAUAUUUGAACAAAGACCACGAAUUUAGUGCCACUCAGUUAUUGGCUAUGUACUUGAGCAAGAUUAAGGACACAGCUCACAAGGAGACUAAGGGUAACAUUACUGAUAUUUGUUUAUCCGUUCCAGGUUGGUACACCGAAAAGCAACGUCGUGCAGCAGCAGAUGCAUGUAGAAUUGCCAACUUAAACCCAGUGAGAAUCGUCAAUGAAAUGACUGCUGCCGCUGUAGGAUACGGUGUUUUCAAAGCUGCUGAGUUACCAGAAGACGAGUAUAAGAAGGUUGCCUUUGUUGAUGUUGGUCACAGUUCUUAUCAGGUUUCCAUAGCCGCUGUUAAAAGAGGAGAAUUGAAGAUUCUUGGUGCCGCUUUUGAUAAGCACUUUGGUGGUAGAAACUUUGACUAUGCUAUUGCUGAACACUUUGCUGAGGAGUUCAAAACCAAGUACAAGAUUGAUGUUAGAGAAAAUCCAAAGGCAUUUUACAGAGUUUUAACUGCUGCCGAAAAAUUGAAAAAAGUUUUGAGUGCAAAUACCCAAGCUCCUCUCAAUAUUGAAAGUGUUAUGAACGAUGUAGAUGUUUCUUCAUCAUUAACUAGGGAAGAGUUGGAACAAUUAGUCCAGCCAUUAUUGGAGAAAUUGCACGUUCCAGUUGAGUCUGCUUUGAAAGAAGCUGGUUUGAAAGCAAGCGAUUUGGACUCAAUUGAAGUUAUUGGUGGAUCAUCGAGAAUUCCAGCAGUUAAAGAUGCCAUUUCCAAAGUUUUUGGUAAACCCUUAUCUUUUACUUUGAAUCAAGAUGAAGCUAUUGCAAAAGGUAAUGCUUACAUCUGUGCAUGUCAUUCACCAACUGUUAGAGUUAGACCAUUCAAAUUUGAAGACUAUAACCAGUAUACCGUGUCGUACUUCUGGGACAAGGAAGAUAACGAAGAUGAAGACCAUUUAGAAGUCUUCCCCAAAGGUGGUUUGUUCCCAUGCACUAAGAUCAUUACAUUGUAUAGAAAAGGUCCUAGUUUUGAUGUUGAAGCUAAAUAUACCAAGCAUAAGGAAUUACCAAAAGGUACAGAGCAUAAUAUUGCCAAAUGGAAAAUUGGCAAUGUUAAUCCAGGUGCAAAUGAACCAUCGAUUGCAGUUAAAUUGAAGUUGAGAAAUGAUCCAUCAGGUUUUUACACUAUUGAAUCAGCACAUACUGUUGAAGAACAAAUUGUUAAAGAAUUGAUUGAGCCAACACCUAAAGCCAAAGACGAGGGUGAAGACAAAGCCAAAGGUGACGGUGAGAGCAAAGGCGAAGGCGAAGGAGAAGAUGAAGACAAUGAUGAAGAUGAAGAACCACAAUAUAGGGAAGUUAAGAAACUAGUUAAGAAGGAUGAAUGUACAAUUGAUGUUCAAUGUGCAGCAUUACCAGAACCUCAAUUACAGAAAUAUAUUGAAGAAGAAGCACAAAUGAUUAUGGAGGAUAAAUUAGUUGCUGAUACCGAAGAGAGAAAAAACCAAUUGGAAGAAUAUAUUUAUGAGUUGAGAGGUAAGUUGGACGACCAGUAUAAGGAAUUUGCAUCUCCACAAGAAGUUGAAAAAUUGAAUGGUUUAUUGGAAAAAGCAGAAGACUGGCUUUAUGGAGAUGGUGAAGAUUCAAGCAAGGCCAGAUAUAUUGCCAAAUAUGAGGAGUUGGCAUCAAUUGGUAAUGUUAUUCGUGGUAGAUAUUUAGCAAAAGAGCAAGAAAAAAAGGAACAGUAUCGUCAAAAGCAAGAAGCCAAACAAGCUGAAGCAAUGGCUGAAAAAAUGGCUGAAAAUAGGAAAAACACAAAGUCCGAAGACAAGGAUGCCGAAGGAGACACUAAGAUGAAAUAA
This is a messenger RNA of Lodderomyces oxycetoniae, 2157 nucleotides long. RefSeq names its product adenyl-nucleotide exchange factor (gene MSI3). Gene Ontology annotation, molecular function: ATP binding; ATP-dependent protein folding chaperone. Gene Ontology annotation, biological process: protein folding. The coding region runs from base 1 to 2157 and encodes 718 amino acids. NCBI's taxonomy places the organism in Eukaryota, Fungi, Ascomycota, Pichiomycetes, Serinales, Debaryomycetaceae. The transcript has a single exon. Gene Ontology annotation, cellular component: nucleus; cytosol. The record is from RefSeq and is a predicted model, not a curated record.